UGAUCGUUGUUUGAAUUUCUUACAAAGGCUGAAGAUAAUGAUUGAUGUCGCAUCAGCAUUGAAAUACCUUCAUUAUGGUUACUCAGCAGUUAUUGUUCAUUGUGACUUGAAGCCAAGCAAUGUCUUAUUAGAUGUGGAUAUGGUUGCACAUGUUGCUAAUUUUGGCAUCGCCAAACUCUUAGGUGAUGCGGAUUCUACGAUGCAGACCAUGACUCUUGCUACUUUGCGGUAUAUGGCACCAGAGUGUGGAUUAGGAGGAGUUGUUUCUACAGAAGGAGAUGUGUAUAGUUAUGGCAUUCUACUCAUUGAGACUUUUACAAGAAAAAAACCUACAGAUGACAUGUUUGUAGGAGAAAUGAGCUUGAAGCAUUGGGUAAAUGAAGCAUUGCCUAUUUCAACGAUUGAUAUUGUUGAUGCCAAGUUGUUGGGAAACAAAAGAUAUUCUAUUGCCUUGGAGGAGUACAUAUCUUCAAUUAUGAGAUUGGCUUUAGAUUGUUGUGCAGAGUUGCCUGAACAAAGAACUAACAUGAAAAUUGUUUUAGCCACAUUAAAGAAGAUCAAGACAAAGUCUUUAAGAGAUGUCGAAGGACACUGACA
Messenger RNA from Juglans microcarpa x Juglans regia, 597 nucleotides. Its product is annotated as probable LRR receptor-like serine/threonine-protein kinase At3g47570. The coding region runs from base 38 to 595 and encodes 185 amino acids. The transcript has 2 exons. Gene Ontology annotation, molecular function: protein tyrosine kinase activity; ATP binding. Gene Ontology annotation, biological process: protein phosphorylation. The record is from RefSeq and is a predicted model, not a curated record. NCBI's taxonomy places the organism in Eukaryota, Viridiplantae, Streptophyta, Magnoliopsida, Fagales, Juglandaceae.